Molecule: messenger RNA, 600 nt
Organism: Sordaria macrospora k-hell
Lineage: Eukaryota; Fungi; Ascomycota; Sordariomycetes; Sordariales; Sordariaceae
Source: RefSeq, a predicted model, not a curated record
AUGUUCUCGUCGUUCAUCUUCUCCGCUGGAGCCAUCUCGGCUAUCUUCCAGGCUCUCCCGGCCACCACCCUCGCCUUCCCCACCACCAACACUGACAGCAUCUCCAACUCCAAGUCCCCAUCAUCAAAAGAGGUACCCGAUUACCUCAACGUAACCAGCACCAGCACCAGCACCACCCUUCUCGAAGCCCGCAUGAAGACCAGCCAUAUGAUUACCGAUAUCGACUGCGACAACACCGGCAACGGCAACAGCAGGUGGGGAUACGCCGAAAGCAGGAAAGUCUGGGACGGCAUCCACCAUCUUCGGGGAGUAAAGGGCAAGCCCGCAAACGGAAUCGGGCCGGACAAUUGUGGACGCGUCAGCUGUAGUUGGAAGGCGGCAAUUUAUUGGUGUAAUGAUAACCCAAAAGCCGAGAACCAACUCGACUCCUACGCCGACAUAGCUUGGGCGGCCGAACAGAUCGAUGAUAAGUGUUCUUAUGCAGGGACGCAAAAAAACACGGGGACGCCGGAUAUGGUCAACAAUAAAGGUGCGUUGGUGAAGGGGGCCGUUCACAUGAAGGGGUUGUGGAGUGUGAUUGUUAGGAAUGAUGAUUGCUAG